Messenger RNA from Suillus subalutaceus, 669 nucleotides. RefSeq lists its product as uncharacterized. The record is from RefSeq and is a predicted model, not a curated record. Bases 1 to 669 code for a protein of 222 amino acids. NCBI's taxonomy places the organism in Eukaryota, Fungi, Basidiomycota, Agaricomycetes, Boletales, Suillaceae. The transcript has 7 exons.
AUGUCUUCCUCGGCGCAGGACCUCAUCCCAACACUUAACAUCGGGAACACGUUCGGGGCGCUUUUUAUUGGCGUUACCAUCGCAGCAGUUCUUUUUGGUUUAAGCAACGUUCAAGCUUUCGUCUACUUUCAGGCACAUAGAGGCACAGGGACAACAUUCUAUAAGCUGGCUGUACGUCUCUACCACCAUCUGAUACUCGAUGCUGUACACCUGGCCUUGAUCGUCCACUGCGUCUAUUAUUAUCUAGUGAGCAACUAUGCAAACGUCAAUGCGCUCACGGAAAUUGUAUGGAGUUUCAAAGUGAGUUCUUACUCUGGUCCUCCAUGCAGCCCCCUACACGAAGUGCUGAUAGUGAGUAGAUAUCAGUGUCAUGUGUUCUCGGAUUUGGUUAAAAUCCAGUGGGCAACAUUCUUGACUUUGGGCACGAUAACUUUCGCCGACGUCGUUGUCGCAUCAUCACUAUGCUACCUCCUGGCUAUCUCGCGUACUGGAUUCUCUAGCACCGAUUCCUUGAUAACAAAGCUCAUGGUUUACAUCAUUAAUACCGGCUGUCUGACGAGCAUAUGUUCAAUGACGGCUGUGAUUACAUGCGCAGUCAUGCCGACCAACUUCAUCUUCCUCGCCAUUGAAUUUUUAUUGGCUAAAUGUAUGGCUAAAACCUUUUCCUAG